AUCGUAUCAUUGCAGUUGUAAAACCUAUAAAAAUCAAAUUAGAAUUUACUUUUUUUUGCUUUUUUUUUUUCUCUCCUCUUCGCCACAUCCCCCCACUUCUCUCUGGUUUUGUUUUCGAUGCUACCCGUGCUACAAACACUCCACCACAAAUAUCUCUUCCCGGUUCUCUGUUCUGGAUGUAAUCCUCUCCACCACCUACCAACCAAUAUUGGAUACGACUUUCUAUGUACAUUUUUACCUGCUGAUUCCAGUUUUUUAUUGAGCCCCUAUUUACAAGAAAGUGGGAGGAACAUACAUAUUACCUGGAAGUUUGACUGACUGCGAUACAUUUUCAAGAUGGAGAUGGACAACAAGCGUACCAACCUGAUAAUUAAUUACAUCCCACAAACUCUUACUGAUGAAGAGUUUCGUUCUAUGUUUUUAAGCAUAGGUCCCAUCAAAUCUGCUAAAAUAGUCAGAGACAAAGCCACUGGCUAUAGCUAUGGUUUUGGUUUUGUUGAUUAUGAGAAUGUAGAAGAUGCUCAGAGAGCAAUGCAAACAUUGAAUGGACUUCAGAUGCAGAAUAAAACCAUUAAAGUUGCUUUAGCAAGGCCUGGUGGUGAGGAGAUCAAAGGGGCUAAUUUAUAUGUUAGAAAUCUUCCUAGACAUUACCAGCAGAUGGACUUGGAACGUCUUUUUCAGCAAUUUGGAACAAUAAUACAGUCGAGAGUUUUGACAGACCAGGCGACUGGUGUGUCAAAGGGUGUUGGUUUUGUUCUUUUUGAUCAGAAGAAGCAAGCUGAGGAAGCGAUAAACCAAAUAACUGGCACAGUUCCUGCUGGUGGUACAGAAGCUCUACUUAUUAAAUUUGCUGAUGACAAUGCAAAGAAGGUACGUCCCCCUGCAAUGCCCUACAUCAAUACUGCUCCAUGCUUCCCAGCACCUGGUCCAAUGAGAAGUCCUGGCAAUAGAUUCCGUUAUAAUCCAGUGACAGGCAAUUACUCAACACCUAACUCUGGUUUGAGCCUCUCUCAGGGAGGAUAUGUUAUUUUUGUAUACAACAUUGGAGCCAGUUCUUGUGAAAAAACCUUGUGGCAAUUAUUUUCUCCCUUUGGAACAGUCCAGAAAGUCAACAUCAUGAGGGAUCAUCAAAAGGGACAAUCUAAAAAUUAUGGUUUUGUUACAAUGACCAAUCUUCAAGAGGCUCAGAAUGCAAUUGCACGACUUAAUGGCUAUGAUUAUGCUGGUUGUGGUCGACCUCUGCAAGUGAAGUUCAAGAACUAGUGAUUUCUAGGAAAUUCCCCUUAUUUUUAAAAUAACAUUUUUUUCUGUAAAUCCCUCCCAUUACAUUUUUUUUUUAUUAAUCAUUAAAUUUUCAUGCUGAAGGACAUACAUUAUAGGUUUUAAAAAAGCCAUGAAAUAAAAUGUUAUGGUGUAUCCUGGGAUUUCCCCCUUCCCUUUCCUUCCUCUCAUCUCCCAUUUAUUUUUUUUUCUCAUGAGUUUUUUUUUUCUCCACCUCUCACAUUUUUUUUUUCUAUUUCCAUAAUAAACCCUUGUCAUUGCAAAAAAAAAAAAGAAAGAAAAGAAAAAAAAAAACAAACUCCAGUCAACAUUGACUGGAGAUUUAGUUUACAAUUUAUUGCUAUUUACUGUAAACCAAAUAGGUUUUACUUGUUGAAACAUUUUAUCAAAAAUACAUUAUGUAUCUUAGAAAACAUAAAUCGCUUUUAGCGAAGUA
This is a messenger RNA of Octopus sinensis (East Asian common octopus), 1717 nucleotides long. Its product is annotated as ELAV-like protein 1. The record is from RefSeq and is a predicted model, not a curated record. NCBI's taxonomy places the organism in Eukaryota, Metazoa, Mollusca, Cephalopoda, Octopoda, Octopodidae. Gene Ontology annotation, molecular function: RNA binding. The coding region runs from base 337 to 1263 and encodes 308 amino acids. Gene Ontology annotation, cellular component: ribonucleoprotein complex. The transcript is spliced from 3 exons.